AUGCAUGAUACUGAGUACAGCUUCACUUCUAUCCAAUAUAAUAUUAUCAAGAAACACUUGAACUGGGGUGCCACAGAUAAUAGUAGAGAUGGUCGAAGGGUAUCCGUCGCAGAUACCCGUUAUCUGCUGGCGGAUACCCGCCAACGGGUGCAGAUUCGGGUGCGGAUGGCCCCUUUUCCGCAAAAAGUUGGCGGGUAUCCGGGUAUCCCAAAGGAUAUCUGCGGCCAGAAGGGGAGAUGGCUGGCUGGAAGGAGACCCUUCCAGCCGGCAAGGUACAAGUACCUCGUCGACUGGAAGGACACCCUUCCGGUCGACGAGGUACUUGUACCUUGUCGAAUGGAAGGACACCCUUCCGGUCAACGAGGUACUUGUACCUCGUUGACUGGAAGGACACCCUUCCGGUCGACGAGGUACUUGUACCUCGCUGGCUGGAAGGAAGCCCUUCCGGUUGACGAGGUACAAGUACCUCGCCAGCUGGAAGGAGACCCUUCCAGCCAUCAAGGUACAAGUACCUUGCCAGCUGGAAGGAGACCCUUCCAGCCGGUGUGGUAG
Messenger RNA from Puccinia graminis f. sp. tritici CRL 75-36-700-3, 552 nucleotides. RefSeq lists its product as uncharacterized. The record is from RefSeq and is a predicted model, not a curated record. The transcript has a single exon. NCBI's taxonomy places the organism in Eukaryota, Fungi, Basidiomycota, Pucciniomycetes, Pucciniales, Pucciniaceae. The coding region runs from base 1 to 552 and encodes 183 amino acids.